Molecule: messenger RNA, 3540 nt
Organism: Portunus trituberculatus (swimming crab)
Lineage: Eukaryota; Metazoa; Arthropoda; Malacostraca; Decapoda; Portunidae
Exons: 7
Coding region: 21-425 (134 amino acids)
Source: RefSeq, a predicted model, not a curated record
UCGGAGUACGAACGCGGCGUAUGAAAUCUGUAAUACAGACGGAGGCGACAGACGGAGACAAGAAUUGUGAAGAAAUACGGACAAGUUCAGAAACUUAUGCAGGAACUGUAGAAAGCUGCAUACCUACGUGGUCUGUUGGCGUGUACGUGUUGGUAGGUUUAGAACACCUCAAGCAACAAACUCCACCUUCAAUUUCAAGCAUUCACACCAAACCAUCUUUGUAUAAAAAGAGUUUCACUUCAGAUGGGUUUGCUACUUCUUCCCAAGAAAGUUCUCCAAAAGUCCCACGAAAGCUUCAGGAAAAGCACCUGUUCAACAAAAGUACAUCUUCAGGUGGGCCUCAUGAUGAAGCUUCAUCGUCAGGAUCUACAGAUCCUGGCCCAAAAAGACCUGCAGAUGGAACACUCAGGACCAUUUUGGCCUAGCUAAUGACACGAAUGAAGUCUGUGGAUGAAAACGUGCAGAUGCUACUAAACAUCCAACAGUCAAGAGAGUCAAGAGAAGAUGUGGAGGAUGUUCUUCCAGCUCCUGUGAGCAGCUCGGAGGAGCUGGCUGACCUGUGUACUAAAUUAGCUGAUAAAUUUUUAAAAAAUAAACUGGCAAGAAUAAGUUGUAUCUUCUUGGAUUAUGUUUUUGGAUAUUUUAAAUACUACUACAUAGAUGCAAGAAUAUUUUGUUUAAUAACAGUAUAUUUUGAAAUAUCCAUAGUACCCCUAUUAUUUGUUGCAGACACAGUAUUUGUCAUCCUUAGGAGGGCACAGCCUUGGAGACACUGUUCACAGGAUUUUUCGAUAGCUGGGGACCAAUAGUGUGUGGUCAACAUAUAGCCUGAAGGGAAAAAAGAGGAAGCAAGCCUUUGCUAAUCUUCCUCUUUGCAAAGUUAUCAUUAGUAAGUCUGCAUAAUUUCUUUUUAACAUUAUUGAAUCAAAUCAAUACUUGUGUGAAUAUAUUUUGGUCCAUGUCUGACACAAAACCUCUAAAAAUAUAUAUUGCUCUCAUUCAUAUAUAUUUUUUUCUUCUUUACCUAAAGGAGCAUGCUUGAAAACCCAUGCAAAGGCAAAGAUAUCUGAAGUGGAAACUGAAAUUAGAGAGGCCCUGAAGCAUGCUCCGAAAAGCAAAGGUGGCUCAAGAUACAAGGUGAGCAGUGAAUUUCAUUCACUUUGUUUUGAUAUUCCCUCAACUUCAUAAUUAGUGCAUCUCCUCACCCCUCUUCACCAUUCUAUAUUUCCCUUCAUGCCAUUCUUCAUUUCAUUCCACUUGUGUCCAUGCUUCAUCUUUAUAUAUGUACACCGUCAUUGCUCUUAUCCUACCAAUAUAUCACUCAACAACUCCUCUCUAGCAAUAAUUGAUAUCCAAUACAAGUGCUCUUGACUGUUGUGCCUCAUUUGAAAUCAAUGUUUCAGAGCCAUACACUAUAACUGGAAGUUUUUUUUCAAUUUCUGUAUGGACACAUUCUUCAUCUUCAAAAUCCUUGUAUUACUUGAACGAGUUUAUAUAAAUGAUGAUUUCUUCCAUUUUAUUAAUAUACCCCCAAAAAUGUCUACAUCCUCAAAUUUAUAUAUUUUGCUUCUCUCCACAGGAACCUGAGCCAAAGAGACGUCAUACUUCCAUACAAGAUUCAUCAGAUUCUGAUGACUAGCCACAGGUUAAAUAAGGGCACGUGCUAAUUAGGGUGUGCAGUACCCUGGGAAAGCCCUACAAUAUGCAACCUUUCUCCACCCAGCUGUCCCUGUCCUUGCACCCAUGCUGCCAUCUUUUCCUGGCUGCUGCUUCAGAAUGUGGGUGAACAAAGAAGAGAAUGCAAGUUCUACCUCACUCCAAAGCUAUGUUUGUGUGUGUGUGUUUUUUUUAUUUUUUUAUUUUUUAUUAUUAUUAUUUAUUGAAAUGGAACUUAUAACCUUAUUGAAAUUAUGUUCUGUUAUGUAUUUACUUUUAUUUCAUUUAAUUAAUUAUGUAUUUCUUUUUUUCUCUUUCAUUUACAUCACUACCAUAUUAGGCCUGUUAGUAAUGCUUUCUUUACCAUGUACUAAGAUGUCUUGUAUUUUUAGUUGUGGGGUAGGAGAUGCUAUUUUCAUAUUUUCUUCAAAUGUGUUUUUUCAAAGGAUUAUGUCUUUAUUUCCCUACUGAGGCUAUAAAUUAGUGAAUUUUGAUAAAAUGUGUAUCUGCGUAUUUUUAGUUGUGGGGUAGGAGAUGCUAAUAUAAUUUUUUUUCUUCAAAUAUGUUUUUUUCCAAGGAUCAUGUCUAUAUUCCUACUGAGCUUAUAAAUUAGUGGAUUCUGAUAAAAUGUGUAUCUGCAGCACAGAGUUAUAGAUACAUAGAGUGUUGGUCCUGUGGUGGUCAGCUUUUCCCAACAGAGAUGGACUGAUGGCCAAAAGAUCAGAAAUUGAUGAUUUCACACACUUUGUUCUAACUCGGUUUCCAAACAUUACUAUUUGAUACUGAGAAAAAACUGGCAUCACCACAUUUUUCCCCUGGAAUUCCUGCAUUUGAUAAGAUAUAUAAUAGUAAGUGAAGAGCAAAUGUAGAUAUAGUAAAAUAAAGAUUCAAUAAAAUAGUGCAUGAACAUUUUUCCAUUUAUUUGGCUGUAAAUCAUUGUUGCUUAGCAACAAUGAUUUACAGCCAAAGGACAGCACUAUUCAAGUGCUGUUCUUGAAUCUGCAAUAUUUCCCAGUUAUGUAGCUAUAGGCUGCAUCCCAUUAACCUUUGUGUACCAUUCCAUUUAGUCCCCACUUAAGCGCAUUUUUUUUUUCAUUGCACUUAAUAGCAUAUAAACCUGUUGAAUACAGAAAUUUUUCAGAAAGAUGAUGGUGACGUUAGUUUUCUUAAUCGCACAUUGUAGUGUAAGGAAAUUGGGUAAAAGCAAAGUGUGAAAUCAAUUUCUGGUCAAUCGGCUUACUACUUGUGGCCACCAGUCCAUCACUGGCAAGAACAGCUGACCACCAUAGAGCCACCACUCUAUGUAUCUAUAACCGUGUGAUCUGCAACAGUUAUAUAAAAGCACAGUAUAGGCCGAUUUAAAGCACUUGGUUUGUCACUAUUUUUAUUUUAUUUUUUAUAUUGAUCCUCAAUUUUCAAAGUAAUAUUACUUUAUAUAUAUAAGUGCUCUGUAAGUGACCUUUUCACGUGCAUUUCUACGUGGUGUCCACAUUACAUCUAUUAGGCAGAUCUACGUUGAAUUCACGGAGAAAUCUAACGUGGGUGCAACGUUGAGUUCACGUAAAUCAGCUGAAGUGCUCUAUAAGUGAUGUAAAAGUGACGUUUUCACGUGCAUUUCUACGUUGUAUUCACGUUAUUUCGAUUCGACACAUCUACGUUGAACUCACGGAGAAAUAUAACGUGGCUGCAACGAUAACGCAACGUUGUGGGCACGUGGAUUCUACGUGGAUUUGUUUGCUGGGUAGUAAACUCUCAAGCCUGGCAGUGCAAUACGGUAAGUAUGAUUAUUUUAUUUCUCUUCAAUAAGAACAUGGAGAAGAAUUGCAAUCCAUCUGUGUGUGUGUGUGUGUGUGUGUGUGUGUGUGUGUGUGUGUGUGUGUGUGU